This is a messenger RNA of Mycosarcoma maydis (corn smut), 3873 nucleotides long. RefSeq lists its product as uncharacterized. Bases 1 to 3873 code for a protein of 1290 amino acids. Gene Ontology annotation, molecular function: calcium ion binding. NCBI's taxonomy places the organism in Eukaryota, Fungi, Basidiomycota, Ustilaginomycetes, Ustilaginales. The transcript has a single exon. The record is from RefSeq and is a predicted model, not a curated record. Gene Ontology annotation, cellular component: membrane.
AUGCGGUCAAUUUCGCUCCUAACUUGGCUGUUUCUCGCGGCGACAGCGGCGCAAGCUGCUGUGCGCGUGGAACGUCCAGUCCACGCACAGCUUCCAACCAUUGCCAGAUUUGGGCGACCAUACUCAUGGUCCUUCGCAGCAGACACUUUUGUCGAUACCAACGCGACGGCGCCUCUUCUUUACAAUGUCAGCGGUCUUCCUCCAUGGGCCGAAUUUGAACCUGGAAGCCUCUCAAUCUCUGGUAUACCGCCCAUACCAGAAAAUGGACGAUCUCGUGAGAACAACACAAUCACCCUCACCGCUACAAAUCCGAAGACCAAGAGCAGUGCUUCUACGCUGUUCAACUUGAUAACAAUGAAUGGCACUGGUCCAAUCGUCAAUCAACCACUUUCCCAACAGUUGCUCAACGCAACAUCACUUGGUGCCAAAUCCAUCUUGCCCUCCGGAGCACAGCUGCUGCCUUUGGGCUGGUCCUUCUCCAUCGGGUUUGCAGGAGACACAUUCACUUCCGACAGUCAUCGCGUCUAUCUCUCAGCGGCACUCGCCGAUGGGUCGCCUUUACCUGAUUGGAUGCAUUUUGAUCAGACUGUCACACUGUGGGGCCUGGCUCCGACGGACGUUCGCACCGCAGGCAGCUUUUAUACUGUGGUUGUCACCGCUAGCGAUGUGGCAGGAUAUGCAGGUGUCAACAGCUCGCUGCAGGUGGUAGUGAGCGGUGCUCAGCUCAUUCAGGCAGCACCGUUCCCACUCAUCAAUGCGACAGCUGGACAAUCUUUCCAAUCCGUACUCCCACUUGACAGCAUCGUCGACUCUAGUGGUGUCCCUGUCAAUACGUCCUUGCUGAGUUUGACUGCCAAUACCAGCUUUGUCGGUCCUUGGCUCGCUUUUAACGAGGCUACGCACACCUUCUCUGGAACACCACCGUUCAAUCUCACCCAAGCCGAGCCUUUGAUUAUCACUGUGCCGAUAACGCUGACCAAUUCAAGCAGACAAGAUGCACGCGCUGUCCCUACCUCGGCACGCAUCAUUGUCUUCCCUUCCUCUUUCUCGGUGUCGUCUUUGCCCGACGUUCAGGUCACGCCCGGCAAGGUGUUUGAGAUCGAGUUGGGUCAGUAUAUCCGGUCAAGUCAAACGCCUCCAAAGGUCACCCUGGAUCCACCCUCGGCAAAUCAGUGGGUUAACUUUGAUCCCUCCACAAUGCUGCUUUCAGGCACUGCUCCCAAGAACGAUAUCGAGAGAGUACAGGUCAACCUUUCAAUAGGAUCGGAAGAUCCGAGUAGUCACCGAUACGAAUCCACCCAGAGCUUCACCAUCAGCCCGUUGUCGUCAUCUGGGUCGCCUACACCGCUUCCUGCACCGGGACGAAGCGCAGCUGAAGGGCCUAGCAAAUCUUCGUCUUCAGCCAGCUCGACAGGCGGAUUCGCUUCAUCCGCUGCUACCUUCGAUUCAAGCUCUGGCGGUCUGAGUAGCAAAGCCAAGUUCGCUAUUGCAGCUUCCUUGGGUGGUGUUGGAGGUCUUAUCGUGCUCAUUUUGCUCAUGGUCUGCUGUCGUCGUCACUGCGCGGCUGAGGACCGCCACUUCCGAGGCGCACAUCCCGAUGAUACGCGCUCCGACUUCGAGAAGCACUAUAACGGCGAUGGGCUUGACGACGACCGAACAUUGGCCGACGAGCGAUCACCCCGAUUUGGAUGGGCGAGUCUUGGUCCAGUAGGUAAGAAGUCCGGCAAGGGCAAGAAAGAGGACGAAGAAUCCAGUCCCUAUCUCGAUCCCUAUGCAGCCUUGGCUGCUGCAGGUUAUUCUUCGGCAGAUCGAUCUCCAUUUUCAGAUGCAAUGACUCUGGCUCCCUCAGAUGAGGGCCAUGGACAAAGAGUCUCGAAUCACAAUACCGGCCAAAUGGUCACGACGCUGGCGAAUGUGAGGCCAGGAGGGAUUUCAACUACUACCGGUUCUGCUUUCGCACCAACACCCGCUUUCACUAUUACUAAUCCUUCGCCACUGGCAGUCGAAAAGCCAAGGCGGAGCUCGGUUCUCAACCUGUUCAACAGAAUGCCCAAGAUAUCCAAGUCUGGUCGAUCUAUCAACAGCCUCUCCGCUGAAGCUUCCCUUCAGCAUGAAAGCGGCCUGAAUGGGGUUCGGGCUGAUCUGGCUCGACCGAUCUCGAUCGGACUGGGCCUCGAGGGAAUGGUAGAGCGUGACUUGUCCCAAAUGACCACUUCCAAGAGCCUUGCUGCCCGUAGCAGCUGGGAGUCAAAUCUGUUCUAUGACGACACCAUGGAUCGAGGGGUCAGCACUUCAGCGGCGCCAAGCACUCCAGAACGACGUCGCAGCGAGGCGAUGCGUACCGAAACUCUUAGCCUUGAUUCUCCACUCGAGGUUCCGGUCCGUCGCACCUUGGCAUCUGCCCCAAUGCGUCAUAGAAAUGCACACAUCAGCACUUCACCUGCAUUCAACCUCGCUGCUGGGUUCGAAAGCUCGCCGGGCCACGACGAAGAUGUAUCGCAGGAUCUUUCGAACGUGACCGCCAGUGUCGGACACACCCGACACCAAAGAGGCGGUGGAGGAUCUCUUGACUUGAAUGACGCUGUCGUUGGAUUUGCUCGAAAAGUCAACAUGGAACCAACGCGCACAGUUCCUCCACCUCAACAGGUCAGCAUUCAACACGGGCAGCGUGAUCUCUCCCAGCAUCUGGAAAAAUACAUGCACAGAGCUCCCCAAAGAGGCUCCUCUGCUCCACCUGUGGACGACGAUGAUCCGUUUGAGGAUGCCGAGGAUGACCCGACUGCAGCUGCCACGAUGCAGGCCACCGCGGAAAACACCAAAAGAAAUUCAGCAGCCAGUUACGUUCCCGACCUGGCUGGCGCCGAGACGGCAGCCGUCAGGUAUCCUGACAGCCGACGGAGCUCUGCGAUUUCAGGGGUAGUAGACGCCGCUUCAACCCCUAUACGUAGCAGAGUAGCUGUUUCUAUGUACAGUGAGGAUGGUCAGCGAGGUCCGACAGUACGAGCGGUAAGACAGUCGACCGGACCAUUGCCCCCUUCGCCCGUCAUUCCUGGCGCAUCAAAUCAUGCAGUCUCGGGCGACAGCGAGGGUGCUCAAACACCGAUUAGGGCCAGCCGAACUAUCGCCGCGACAGGCACCGCGGAAGCUGGUGCUGCUUCAACUGAGACCAGACGUCCUUGGUCUGGCAGCUCGAGCACUUCUCUUGGAGCGCCACUCUUCCAAACUCCUCAGUCCACAGCCACCCCUUCCCGAACACGCGCUUCGCACAAUCCUACUCCCUCAUUCUCACACCAUCGCAGCGACUCGUCUGCUCGCUCUGGCGAUGCUCCGCCUCCAAGUAUUUCAACACCAUGGACGAGCGUUCGAUCACACUCCGUCACAGUUCGGCCAGGGGAAAUGAUUCGCAUCUCUGCGCUUUCUGGUACUGCGGCCCCUCCUAUGGUUGGUGGUGCGCCUGGUUCACCAGGAAAACGAUCUGGACGCAAGCUCAGCUAUCACCCAGUGUUACAGGACGAAAAGUACUUUGAGUACUACAACACUUGGCCCGAGUUUCUUCACUGGCUGAGGUGGGAUGAUCGUAUGCAGGAGCUUUCUGGCACGGUCCCUCCUAAAUUUGGACCGACUCCGCUUAGUCUGAAGUUGGCAAUUCUAGCAAGGCCAUCUGGCGGAGCGCCUCCAAGUCCUAGUCCCAACUCUAGCCCAACCAAAUUUGGAACGCGAACGAGCUACGGUCAUGCCAGAACUGGCUCGAAUGCAUCCAAUGCUUCGAGCAUGGUUGGCGUGGCAGGAAGCGAGUAUGAGGUAGCAGCGAUUGUCCUGCUCAACAUCCAGAAGCUUGCUCCCUCGACUCCAGGAAAGGCGAAGAUCUUGUAG